Messenger RNA from Pristis pectinata (smalltooth sawfish), 5814 nucleotides. RefSeq names its product elongator acetyltransferase complex subunit 6 (gene elp6). Gene Ontology annotation, cellular component: elongator holoenzyme complex. NCBI's taxonomy places the organism in Eukaryota, Metazoa, Chordata, Chondrichthyes, Rhinopristiformes, Pristidae. The record is from RefSeq and is a predicted model, not a curated record. Gene Ontology annotation, biological process: tRNA wobble uridine modification. The transcript is spliced from 7 exons. The coding region runs from base 93 to 899 and encodes 268 amino acids.
UGACGCAGAGCUGGAGUUCUCUGUCAGGCUGAUGUGUGUGCUCCACGGGCCGGAGUAGUUGACAAUUGAGGCUGAGUCCAACUGGUGCAAAGAUGUUUCAAGAACUGAAUAAUAUUCUCAAUACAACUCCCGAAACGUGCGAGCAGGGAAUAGGUGUACUCCUGUGUGACAAGCAGACCGAUGGAGGUUUCCUUGUACAUCACUUCCUUUCUUUUUAUCUCAAAGGAGGUUGCAAAGUUUGCUUUCUUGGCCUGCUGCAGUCUUUCAGUCAUUACAGUCUUGUUGCCCAAAAGCUGGGAGUUAAUCUGUCUGCAGCCAGAGAGAAGGGACAGCUGGUGUUUUUGGAAGGACUCCGCUCAUCCCUUGACCUCUUGCUUGAUGAUAAGCAGGACAGUACACUGCACAAAUCAUCCCCUCUCCAAUUUUUAAGCUCUCCCAGUGCCAGUCUUCGAUCACUCUAUGAGUUUGUUUGUACAUCAAUACAGGAGACCAGCGAAGCAGCUUGGAAAUUUCCAGUACUGAUCAUUGAUGAUUUGAGUGUCCUGCUUAGCCUUGGAGUGACCACCGAAAACAUUUUGAAUUUUGUGCAUUACUGCAGAGCCACACUUUGCUCAAAGCUUAAGGGAAACUUAGUGGCAUUGGUGCAUGACACAGAGGAUUUGGAAGAUGAAGAAAAUAAUGUUGUGGUCAAGUCACUGAGUUACCACUCUCACCUGAUACUACAGGCAGAAGGAUUAGCCACGGGGUACUGCAAGGAUAUCCAUGGUCAGCUGAAGAUUACCUGGCGCACUCUCUCACCAGUGAAGGCAGAAAAGAAUGUUACAAAAAUUUUUCAGUACAAAAUACAAGACAAAAACGUUGCCUUUUUUGCCAGAGGAACCUCAUCUGCUGUACUCUAGGAAAUUCUUCUGGUUCAUAUAGUUGAGUGUGAAUGACACUUACUCUUUUGAAAUGGACAUGGUUUUAAUUACCAUCUGGGAACUAUGCAGUCCUUUGAUUUACAUCGGUUUAAUAACUUUGUUUCAAAAGGGUGUAAAGUUGUAUUCUGGUGUGUGUGUGUGUAUAUAUAUAUUGCUCAUUUAUAAAGAUAUGAAACUAUUCACAACAAACCAACUUCCAGAUGUUCUGACAGUAUUGCCCAGUUAAAACUUUGUAACAUGAUGUUGCUUUAUUUCCAUUUGCUGCUUAUUAUAUCCAGACCACUCCACAUAGCAGCAGCGAUCAUGAGUUCAAAUUGUGAUCAAUAAGAAAGUCUUUCCCUUGGGCUUUUUGAACAUCUAUUUUUCCUCCUUAUUUUAUAAACAUUUUUUUUCUAGGUAAAUGCCUCUUUCUAAUUUAUCUGGAUUUCUGGUAUUUUAUAGAAAGGGAAUAAAUUAGGUUGCUGUAACAAUUGAAAAUUGCUGGGGAACAACUGACUCUUGCUGAUUUCUUCAGCUGACUGAACCCUGUAAUCUGGUGUAAGGAAAGACUAAAUCACCAUCAAAGAGAAUUUCUGAAGCACCAGGCAUCUGUUUUGUGUUUAAUGUGCAUUUUAAUAGCAUAUUUGAAGAAAAACUUAUGCAUGUAAACAAAAAUGGGCUUCAAGGUAAGCAAAACACAAAAUAUGGCAGACACCAAAGUCUGAUACUAAAAAAUAAUUGAAAUGCUAAAUGGAUUAGGUGGCAUGAAAAUGAGAGAAACAGUUGAGGUUUCGGGUUGAUGACCUUUCAUUGGGGUUCUGAUGUGUGUGUGGGGGGUGGGGGAACCUGUAUUUAAUCCAUCCAUUUUUAUUGAAAACAGCAAAGUCAAAACCAGAUCCAUCCCUAUAAUGAGGACUGUUAAGCAGGGUGACAUGCUGUCCCCCUUUUUUUUCAAUAUUGUAAUAGACAUUUUAUGUGUUCCCUUGACAGCGAUGGUUGUGUUUUUUUUACUGAGGACUGAAAUAUAUAUUGUACUGCCUUGGUUUUUGCUAACAACAUAGCUUAUGACCCAAGGAGUUGAAGGCCUUGGCAAGGUCUUUAAAAACUACAGCCAUUUCCUUUCUAUUCCUUUUGGCCCCUGUUAAUAUAUUGUUCAAAAUUGGAAUGAUUUGGUUAAAACUGGGAGCGGCCACCAAAGAUUCUACUCGUGGAAAGUGAAGGGUGAUUGCGUCAGCUGGUUGUUUAGCCAAGAUCUUCAUAAAUGCCCAAAAUAUUAUUAAGCCAAUAGUAAUAGCCCUUUGAUUAUUGACAUUUUUCAAUUUAAUUGGCUCGUCCGACUUUGGAUUAAGGACAGUAUGGCUGUUUUUAACAUUUGCUGGAACCUUACUGCAAUUAAUCGAAGAGGAAUAGAGCUGUUCUAAAAAUACUGAAGUCCAUCUUUUCAACCGUGGCUAAAAGCACGCCAUAUGUCACUUCUAUUAAAACCCACAUCAACACCAUAUUUAUUAGAGCCAUAAUCAGAAUUAUAAUUAUCAUCCAUGACUGUUCUAUCAGAGCCAAUAGUAUCAUCACUAACCACAACUUUAAUCUCAACAACUGCGAUGACAGCAUCCUCACCAGAACCAUUACCUACCUUAUCCUUGUCCACAUCAGCAUUCCAAAGAGCAGCUCUAUCCUCAGGCAGUGCUUGUCUGAGACCUGCUUAUUUGUUUUUGUACCAUGCUCACCAGCAACCACAAUGUUGCUAUUCUUCUUGCCCUGGAACCUGAAAUCUAAUUGGAAGAGCACAUCCACCUCCACUUCUGGCCAAAUGGACGGAAGUCUCCCUUUCCUGUCACUUGUACAUGAAUCAAUAUAAGCAAAGACUACUCUUUUUAAAUUCCUCAAAACAGUUAGGCACGUGUUGGCCCAAUCCAAUCUUGGAGGGAAACUCGACACUAUUGGGAGCAAUGGAAGAUAGAAAUUAUGGAUAACUUGUUGUAAGGCAUUUGAGUGUUUCCAUGUAGAAAUGUAUAAUGAUGUAGCAAAACUUGUGAUACUUGAUGGGCUUUUACUUUUCUCAUGGAUUGGGCUAAGUGUGAGAGAUGUAGCAAAGUUGAUAUGAUUUCCUGAAGUCUUGACUGAAAUUCAUUGUUCCUUGGAAAACUGUGCACCAGUAGUUUGCUGUAAUAGGAUGUUCUAGAGCCAACAAGGGAGUAAAAAAAUUGUUAUAUUUAAUAAUACAAUUAGCCAAAUUUAGUUACUAGCCUAACUGGGGGAACAAUAAUUCAAUAGCUAUCACAAAAUAUUGUUUGGAGUUGUGUUGCAAAAAGGGAAAAUGCAAAACGGCAACUAAGCUUCUACAUUUGCGUGAUACUGACUUUAAAUGGUUUUCCAUUAAUGAUAAUACACGAGGUGUUCAGAAUUGUACGUUCAUGGUACAGAAGGAUUUUGUACCCUUAAGGGGCAAGAAUUAUGUUUGCCAAAGAAUGCAUUUGUGAAUGACUAAAAUAGUAAGGGGCAGCAGAAAACUGAAUGAUGUAGUAUACAGAACUGCAAAAACUGCCAGACAUCCUGGUGACAGGAAAAGAUGAAAAAAAAACAAAGAAUAAGAGCUUCAAAAAAGUAUGUGGUAAAAGUUGAAAUAUGAAACUCUGCACAAUUUUUACAAUGAGGGGAAAAGAGAGUGGGUGGAAGCAAUAUGAGCACUGUGCAACAAAUUUUUAUUUACAAUGUCAUUUAGGAAAUUACAAAUGUAAUAAUUAUUUUGUACUGGUACACAAGCACACAUGAAUAUAGGAGCAGGUCCCCUGGCCCUUCAAGCCUACCCCACCAUUCAAUAUGAUCAAGGCUAAUCUAUCCCAGGCCUCAGCUCCUCUGAGCCAGAUCCACUUAGCCCUCAAUCUCCUGAUCUUUCAAAAAUUUAUCUACCUCCUCUUUAAAUACUUCUAGUGAGCUAGCUUCCACAAAUCUCUGGGGUAGAGGAUUCCAGAGAUUCGCAACCCUCUGCGAGAAGAAAGAAUAACAUAUCAGGAAUUCUAAGGAAACUAAUAUUGAAACAAGGACUGGGAUUUUCCAAGAUUUUGAUACAAAGCAACUCCAAUGAAUAAAACAAAAUAAUAUAGUAACAGUUCUGAUGAAAGACCUAAGAUGUUAUUUCUAUUUCCACACUUGCUGUUGAACCUGCUGAAAAUUUUCAGCUAUUUAUUUGAUUUUCUUUAAAUCAUACCUGGUGCUCAAGGUUGUGCAAUGACCUGACUUCAAAUGAUAUAAGCUGUAGAGCACUUGAACCUUGGCCCAAUUACUGAGCACAGACCAAGAACUGAACAAGGACCCUGCAGAUUUACAUGAUAUCGAAACCAUGUUUCUGUGAGACAAGAGAAAGUAAAGGUUAAAGAUUUCAGUUUUAAUUUUUACUAGCUUCAAAUUUGUUUGCCAUAAUGCAAGUUUUUCAGUAGUCUUCCAGUUGAUAUGAACUCAUUAGGUGCAGAAUACAAAUGAAACUGAACCUAAAUUUUCCAGUUCUGAAUGGCCUCAUUUUCACUGAUAUAUUGUGGGGAAUGUUAACCUCACAAGGAGAGCAACAUCUCAAGGUUGGCUGAAUUAUAUACUUUUUUUGAAUACUGGCUUUACUUCAGGGUUUAAACCUUAGGACUAAAAUGAGGAGAAAUUUCUUCAUUCGAGGUUUUGUGAGUCUUUGGAAUUUUCUACUCAACAGAGUUGUGAAGGGUCAGUGAUUUAUUUCAUUCAAGACUAAUAGCUAUGAUCUUGUUGAAUGGGAAGCAGGUGUGAGGAGUGGAAUGGCCUACUCUUCCACCUUUUUCUUGUGUUAUUCUGUUAAAGACUGCAACUCAAGAACACUUGGUUCACUGUUUGUACUAUUGCUUAACAAGAGCAAAUGCAUUUUGAAAAUACAGUUGGUGGAAAUGAAAAUGAUUAAUACCUUCAGAAGAAUAAUAUUCAGUUGGUCGGGUAGAGAAAAAGUUUCUAUGUUUCUGCUAUCACAGAUGCUGAGUGUUUCCAGCAUUCUGUUUCUAUUUCAGAUUCAUAUCAUUGGCAGUUUUUUUGGAAGGACAUUGGAUGGGCACUUGUGAGAUUAAUUUGCAGAGUUGUGGGUUAAGAGGGCAGAGAGGUGGUGGGACUGCUCUGAUAGAAACUGGCAAAGACUUAAUAAUCUGCAUGACCUGUGCUUUAACAAUUUAUUAUUCUCUAAAUAGAAUGAUCAAUUUAUGCACAGCAAAUCUUAUGAAUAUCAAUACACCACUGAGAACUUGUUUUAGUGAGGUUGUAUGAGGCAUAAUGCCAGCUGUCAAAAAAGCAAUACCAUCAGUUCUAUUUCCCCCUCCUUAUUUCCCUAUAACCUUGUUACUUAUUCUCCUAUAAAUUCCAUGUUGAUUCUUUAUUGCCAACCAGUUACACUAAGGGUCAGAAUAGUAGGAAGUUGCCAUUUUCCCAACACAGUUCAAUGGGAACUUCUUGCUAUUUAAAAUAAAGGGUAACUUAUAGUGGCCAUUUAACAUACCAGUACGUCAUUGGGAUGUGAGAGGCAACCAGAACACCAGACAGAAACCCACACAGUCACAUAGGAUGUUAAAGUGGUGGAAGCAGUUCAGAGAAGAUUUACUAGACUAAUACCAGGAAUGGAUGUGUUGUCUUCUGAUGAAAGGUUUUGUCUGUGGAGUUCAGUAAGGUGAAAGGGACUUGAUCAAGAUGUACAAAAUCCUGUAUGGUAAUGACAAAGUGGAUGUGGAGAGGAUUUGGAAUGAGGCCCCAUUGCUUAUAUAUGUGUAAUAAAGAUUUGUCCAAUUAAGAGGGCAGCACAAUAGCACAGCACAACCUCAACCAGCUAGUGACCCAGGCUUGAUCGUGACCUCCAGUGCUGUUAGGGUGGAGUUUGCACAUUAUACUUCUGGCCAUAUAGGUUCUUCCCCCCCCC